Messenger RNA from Acinonyx jubatus (cheetah), 11013 nucleotides. RefSeq names its product HUS1 checkpoint clamp component B (gene HUS1B). Gene Ontology annotation, cellular component: checkpoint clamp complex; nucleolus; site of double-strand break. Gene Ontology annotation, biological process: double-strand break repair via homologous recombination; meiotic DNA integrity checkpoint signaling; telomere maintenance. The record is from RefSeq and is a predicted model, not a curated record. Lineage: Eukaryota; Metazoa; Chordata; Mammalia; Carnivora; Felidae.
AUUUAAGAGUCUCUUGUGUUUGCCUCCUUCCCUCUCUGUAACCUUUUUUUUCCCUCCUUCCCCUCCCCCAUGGUCUUCUGUUAAGUUUCUCAGGAUCCACAUAUGAGUGACAACAUACGGUAUUUGUCUUUCUCUGCCUGACUUACUUCACUUAGCAUAAUACUCUCCAGUUCCAUCCACGUUGCUACAAAAGGCCAUAUUUCAUUCUUUCUCAUUGCCAAGUAAUAUUCCAUUGUGUAUAUAAACCACAUCUUCUUUAUCCAUUCAUCAGUUGAUGGACAUUUAGGCUCUUUCCAUAAUUUGGCUAUUGUUGAAAGUGCUGCUAUAAACAUUGGGGUACAAGUGCUCCUGUGCAUCAGCACUCCUGUAUCCCUUGGGUAAAUUCCUAGCAGUGUUAUUGCUGGGUCAUAGGAUAGAUCUGUUUUUAAUUUUUGAGGAACCUCCACACUGUUUUCCAGAACGGCUGCACCAGUUUGCAUUCCCACCAACAGUGCAAGAGGGUUCCGUUUCUCUACAUCCUCGCCAGCAUCUAUAGUCUCCUGAUUUAUUCAUUUUGGCCACUCUGACCGGCGUGAGGCGGUAUCUGGGUGUGGUUUUGAUUUGUAUUUCCCUGAUGAGGAGUGAUGCUGGGAAUCUUUUCAUGUGUCUGUUGGCCAUCUGGAUGUCUUCUUUAGAAAAGUGUCUAUUCAUGACUUCUGCCCAUUUCUUCACUGGAUUAUUUGUUUUUCGGGUGUGGAGUUUGGUGAGUUCUUUAUAGAUUUUGGAUAUAGAGCAUGUAUUCUCAACAGGAACUAUAAUUGAAAAUUAGCCCAUGAGGGGACAAAAAAAGAUCUUAAUUUUUAUGCAUAAAGUACAUAAGUGUGGUGUAUUUAUGAUAUUAAAAUUUUGGGGGGCAAUGAGGAUAAAACCUAAAAAGUCUCUUUACUUAGAAGUAAGACAAAGAUACUUGCUAAUACUGGAGUUAUUUAAAAAAUUUUUUUAAUGUUUUUUAUUUUUCAGAAAGAGAGAGAGAGCAUGAGUGGAGGGGUGGGGGAGGGCAGAGAGAGAGGGAGACACAGAAUCUGAAGCAGGCCCCAGGCUCAUCUGUCAGCACAGAGCCCAACGUUUGGCUCAAACUCACGAGCUGUGAGAUUAUGACCAGAGCUGAAGUCGGACGCUUAACUGACUGAGCCACCCAGCCACCCCAGUAAUGGAGUUAUUUAGCAUUGUUUUGGAAGUUAUAUAACAAAAGCAGUCAGGCAAUUAAAAUAAGUGAGACAUAAAUAUUGAAGAGCAAAUGUCCAAGUUAUGAUAGGAUUUGAAGGUAAUAAGAUUUUCUGUAGAGAAAGCAUUAAGGAAAAGAUCAUUUGGAAAAUGAUUUCAAUUGAGGGAGACUCAGUGCUCAGUAAGUUGCCUGGCUUCAAGAUAAAUUACAUGGGCUUCUCUGUGAACAGAGCUGAACAGUUUAUUGACAGUUAUAAAUGAUUUGAAUGUGUGGGAAGAUUCAGUAUUGUAGAUAGUUUAAAUGUCCUGAGAUUAUCUAGAUAGUCAAUGUAAUUGAUAUAUUUGCUCAUUUAACAAAUAUGUGUUGAGUGUCAGUGAUAUCCAGGUGGAUGUUCUAAAUGCUGGGUGUGUAGCAGUGUAUGGAAAUAUAAAAAACCCUUUUCUUCUGGGACUUACAGUCUGGUUAGUAGAGGUAAAUAAAAGAAGCAGGAAUAUAGUAUGUCAGGGUCAUGAUAAUCCCAUCAAAAUUUUAGUAGGGUUAUUUUUAGAAUCUUACACAAUAUUUUAAAGUUCAUCUGGAUCAAUACCUAUGACAGGAUGGUAAAGAUAACUUGUUAAAGAUUAUUUGUCCUAUUGAAUAUUUCAUUAAAAUAACUAUGUUAUAGUUACAAAAUACAUCAGUGGGACAAAAUAUAGAAGGUCUAGAAAUAGUCUCAAAUGAGGAUUUUUGUCAUUAAUAAAAGUGGCAUUUCAGACUAGUGGAGAAAACAAUGGAUUGUUCAGUGAAAUGGUAUUUGGUCAACUAGCUAUUUAAUACUGCAAAGUAGAUUCCAAAUGAGUUAGGUAAUUAAGAAGAUAAAACAACAUUAAAAUACCAGAAACAUGACUUUGAAAGCAUGAUUCUAGAAGUAGCAAAGAAAAGGUUAAUAGGUUUGACAUUAAAAAAGACUCAAUUUCCUACGAGCAAAGAGCACCAUAAACAAUGUGAAAAGACAAAGGAUAAACUGAGAAAGAUAUUCACAGUGUAUAAAGUGGACAGAGAGUUAAUGUUUUUACUAGAGGUCUUAAAAUCAAGGAAAAUAAACCUAAUAAAAAGUUGCAAUGAUCAUUAAAAUGGUAUUCACCCACAAUGCAGGUUGAGAGCAUUUAUUUUACUUUGCCUAUCAAAUUGCUACAGAUUAAACAGAUUGCUACUACCCAGUGUCCCUGCUGGAAGGGUGUGUUGAUAAAGCUUUUCUGCAGGCCAGUUUGGUAAUAUGUACAUGUUAGGAUCUUAAAUGCACAACUUUUGACUGGUAAUUCGUCUUUGAAUGUACUGUAGGGAAAUAAUUGGAUAAAUGUGCAAAAAGUUUUAUAGAAAAAUGUUCAUUGUCAUAUUCAUCAUAGCAAAAAAUUGGAAAUUGUCACUUUGAUUAUACAUCACUACAAUGGAAUACUAAGCAGCCUGAAAAUGAUGUAGAUUUAUAUUUGCCAGUGAGGAAAGAUGUCCAUCUUAUAGUUUAUAAAAAUCAGUUGCAAAUGUAUGCCUAAGCAUGCUACAGUUUUAGAAAGCACAUGUAACUGUAUGUACAUAUAUGUCCUGGUUGAUGAAGACAGUAUUAAUGCAUAUACCAACAGAGUGAAAUGUGGCUCUGUGAAAGAUGAUUUCAAUUUUCUUUGUACAGUUUAGAAAGAAUAUUUAGAAGUUUCUGUGGUGGAAUGCCUGUCCUUUUAAUUAGCAGAGUGGAAACAGUAAAGCUCUUUUUAAGGGAGGAGGUAGAGGGAAGAUGAAGAUGGGAACAGAGGCCUUGGUUUUAGGGACCCCAUGUCUGCCAUGCCUUGUUGCCCUUCUCAGGGGGCCUGCAGGUGAGUGGAACCCGAGUAUUGGCUCUGUUGGGACCUGCUACAUGUGGGGUCGUCCCCUGCUGACCAAGCUCUGGAUGCCAUCCUCAUGGCAUCAUGAAGUUUUGUGCCAGCAUUUCUGGCAAAGACUUUAUGGAGCUCUUUAUUCACAUCUGCAGCACCGUGUCAAAGCUGGAGAGAGUCUGUGUGCUCCACAUGCCAGCACAAGUGUGCUUCAGGCCUGAUGACUGCAGGGUCAUCUGUGAUGCUAGAGUGUGGUGUGAGGUGAGGCGGGAGACUUUCCACUGGUUUCACAUGAAAGAUGUUUCAGAGGAGUUUAAUGAGAUUUAUUUAGAGCUGCUAUCUGAGCAUUUGUUCAGAGCGGUGAGAAGCACAGGGAAUGCCUCUGCCCUGAAGCCCCAGUUGACCAAUAAGUGGCUCCCCAACCUCGCCGUGGCUGUGGAGCUGCCAUUGCCCACAGGUUGGACUCUUGUUGUGGUACACAGUCGAUUGUCGCCUGUGAGGUUGCUUCCCAGAAUGGUGUUGGAAGAUUUCCUGGAGCCCAGUGUGCAAGCCCAUGAUGUUAGUGUUUAUCUUCCUGCUUUGAAGACUCUGAAGAGCACUAUAGAAAGGCUAGCAAACUUGGGUGAUCAAGUGCUGGUUGAAGCAAAUCUAAAUGGCAAAAUGAACUUGAGGGUACAAACUGAUGUGUCUAUUAAAAGUUAUUUUAACAAUUUUGGAAAUACUUCCAAGUCUGCUCAGGAUAUGCCUCAAGAUAGAAACCCUGAGAAUAUGUUGCAAGUACUAGUGGAAAGUAGGAAGCUUCUGUAGUUUUUCGAGGGAAGCAAAAUAAAUCCUACAAUAGCCUUAUGCAAUAUUUUGAGCAAUACUCUUCUUCAUCUUGUUGUGGUUCAUGAAGAUGUCUCUUUUCAGUAUUUUAUUUUUGCUUAUAAAAAUUCAAGCAGCCUGUAUUUUUUUUUUUUCUUUUUAAAGCUUAUGGUCUUUUCAAAACUGAAACAGACCCUGAGUUAAUUGGGUUGCAAGUCUGCACUCUCACUGACCUAUAUAGAAUGUACAUUUUGUUCAGCCCUUCUUCCUUUACAAAGCUUUUAUUAAAAAAGUCAUUGGUGAAAGAAUUGGAUAGUUCAUUUUUUAUGUUUCUUGACUUUUAUCAGUUUUUUUCAUACUUUUUAAGAUGCCAACAAGAAAAAGAUUUUCUAUUUUAACUCUUUUUAACAAAAAGGAUUGUAACAAAAUAAAUAAAAACUUUGAAUCCUGAAACAUUGGAUCAGUUUUUAUUAUAAAAUGCUACCAUGUGAAAUGGGAACUUCAUUCUUUUAAAGCAAGUAUAAUUUUCUGAGGGAGUUUUCUUAGCUUGAUAUAAUACCUGAAAGGUAUUUAGCAUUUGUGCGUAUUACAUAGUUUUUAUUAAGCUGUUUUUUGGUCAAAGUAUGUAUUAAUGUAUAUUCAUAGUUUUAGAUUUAUCAUCUACAAAGCUUGAGUUGGUUAUUAGGCUCACUAAUAGUGCAUCUUAUUCACUGUGAUUCAAGGAAAUGGUCAGUUUAUGUUUACUAAGAUAUUUCUUAUGGGUAACUUUUAUAUAAACCUAGUUUUCAUUUUUUUCCCCAUAGUAUUACAUUAUUCUAAUAGAAAAUGAUUCUUAAUGUUUCAAUAUUUUGAGAAGAGGAAGGAGGAGUUAUAAAGGACUACUACAGUGAUUAGAGGGAAGGUUUAUAUUCUUUCAUAUUAAAUUUUACUUUUUUAAUGGCUUAUGCAAUAAGACAAGUCUUUAACUUGGCAGCCUUUAUUUUUGCAGACUCAGUGAACUCCCAUGGCUACAUUUUAAUCACUAAUGAAUAAUUUCCUACUAGAUUUGGUGAUAAAAUGCUUAAAUUUGCUAAUUUAUUUUGUUUUGCUGAUUUGUAAAUUCCAUUCAUGCUGUUGUGGAAAGAACACAGAAACAUGAGACCUAGGCAAGUCACUUGUCACUUGAACUCUGGCUCUUUAAGAUCUUUCAGUUUGAGCAGAUUCCGUUUCAGUCCUCUGAGGGUUUCAAUAUAAGAAGAUUAAAUAGUUGUUUUAAAAAUUAUUUCAAACGUAGUAUCUUAAAAUUAUUAACAUAACUUUCAGAAUUAUGGCUUAAGUUUUUUUCUAAUGUAUGAAUUAAACACAGUUGCUUGGUGAAUAUUUUAAAGCUUUUUAAAUGAAAGAUGAAAAUGUAAAACAAAUACUUUAACUCAGUGAGAAAAUUAUAAGAUAUGCACUUUUUUUUUUCUGCGCAUAACACAGAAAUGACUUCUCAUACUUGUUUUUAGUAUCUUUUCCAAUUUUUUUUCUUUUGGUUUAUUAAUUAAGUGAGAAUUUUCAAGCUGUAGUAAAAGUCUGCCUUUUUACCUCUCCUUCCUUUCCUCCGUCUGUCUCUCCCUCUCUCCCUCUAUCUUUUCCUGUGCCUCUUUUCUCUGUAUUUAAUAAAACCAGGAAAAUGAAAAAAACCUAUUCUUUGUUUUGGAAAAUACAUAUUUGUGCACUUUAAUCUAAGGUAAAUUAUUAUGAUGGUUAACUUUUAAUAAUUCAUUAACAGAAAGUAUCUAUAAAAGUUUUGUAGCCUAGUCUUUGUAAUGUAACUUUUGAAAACGGAGAGGUGUAAUUUAUUCCUCUACUCAACCUACAGGUAUGUUGCUAUUAAAGAAAAAUUAAAAAACCAUCUCAUACUGUAACAUCUAAAUAUAAGGUCUUAAAAAUUCAGAUUCUUUCAAUGGUCUAGUAAAAAAUGUUUAUAAUGAAUACAAACAUUUUAAAAUAACAUGUUUUUAUUAUAGUUUAGUUGUGAAAAGUCAGGCACUGCCAGUUUCUAGUCUUACAAUUAUUAAUUGAAUUUAAAAGCCUGGUCCAAUGAGUAAAAUUCUUACAGAAUCAUCCUUAGGGAUGAUCUCAUCUACCCACCUUAUUUAUAGAUAAGAAAACAGUUUCAGGGAGCAUAAAAGUAAGGGCUUUUAAUUUUCUUUUCUUUUUUAAUGUUUAUUUUUGAGACAGAGACAGAGACAGCAUGAGCAAGGGAAGGUCAGAGAGAGAGGCACAGAAUCUGAAGCAGGCUCCAGGCUCAGCUAUCAGCACAGAGCCCGAGGCGGGGUUCGAACCCACAAACCCUGAGAUGGUGACCUGAGCCAAAGUCCUAUGCAGCAUUGACUGAGCCACCCAGAUGCCCCAGGGCUUUUAUCUGUUAUUGCCAUUGUUAAUGCCAGGACCCAUUUUAAAACCCUGAUCUACAAACUAUGUAUGUUAAGUAUUUGAGCUUGGUCUAUUAUGGCUUAGUUUAGAGACUUAACAGAUUGGAUAUACUUUUGUUUAUCAAAAUAAAUCUAGAUUGCCUUGUGACUCUAUUACUUAUCUGAAAAGAUAAAAUUUAAAUGAAAAAAGUCCAAAACAUUUUAAAAGCUGUUGUCUACUGUCCUUGUGUGAAGAUAUCCUUUGUUCUUGCAGGUAGGAAGGGGUUUAUCUGCCAGAAAAUGGUAAUUCUCUGGAAGACCAAUACACAUUAAAAAAUCAAGGCAUCAAGUUUAGAAAUUAUUUCAGCUUCUGUUUCUGUAUUUUAGAGAAACACUACUAAGAAGCAGGAAAACACUUAGGCUUUUAUGUUUCACUGUAUCUUUAGAAAAUAAAUCAUUGAUGAAAUGUGUAAGGUUAAUACUAUAUUAUUUUAAUUAAAUGAGGUUUAUGACAAGGCAAAGCCAAAUUUUUGUUAACCUGUUUAGUAUAUUUGCAUAAGAAAGACCUUAGGACAGAUUUUCAAAGACUACUGGCAUUGCAUUUGGAAAUCUUUGUGAGGAAAAUUUGUAGAUACUUAAUGACAAGUACAGAUGAGAAUUUUCCUUUAAAAAUGUCUGUUAGCCUGGCAUGGGUUUUGAAACGGAAAAUGUUUGGAGAUGAAUCCUGUUUUUUAAGGCUUAGACUCUUCCCUCAUAGUGAUAAUAAAUUAUUUAUUUGUGACACUAAACAAAACAUUAUAAUGUAGGAAAUUUCUAAUUUGGGGCAGGUUGAAAAGAGAUCUCUUUCUAUAAUUCAUUUUACAAAUAAUUACUGAGUGCAUACUGUGUGGUGGGCAUUGUUUUAUGUGUUUUGGACCUUGUAGAGUAAAAAGUAGAUAUUCUUAUAUUACUAAAUUAAAUGCCUAAAUGGUCUUCCUGAGAUAAUGGUUUGCCCAUGUUUGGGGACAUGUAAGUAAUGUUUCAUGGUAAGGAAAUACCAUUAAUUUUUACAUAUGAGCCAAUAUAAUGAAUGCUGGAUUUUCAGCUGCCUCUGAUUUGAAUGUCUGGAACACAGCUGUACUCCUCAAUCAUAAAUAAGAAAAUAGAUCAUACUUUUUGAUUCAUUAUCAUUAGUAGUGGCCCAGACAUUACCUAUUGUUACCAGACAUUACUUUGUUUUACUUGGACAAACUUUGAGGUUAACAUAGUUAAGAUUAUGAUCCUCUAUAUAUAAAUGCUCUCAAAAUGGAUUUGAAAUACUGGAAGUAAAUCGGCAACUACUUCUUAGUAGUGUUUCUCUGUUUGUUUGUUUGUUGGAGUGGGGAGGGUUUCUUUUUUUUUUCUUUUUCUUUUUUUAAACUAGAGUUUCUCUAAUUUCAAUUCUUUUUCACACCAGAAUGAGCAGUAACUCAGUCACAUAGGAAGCAACUAAGGUUCUCAGAAUGUGGGCUAUCAGAUAGAAAAAUGACCUCAUAGUAUGCAGUGUGGUAUAAAGGAAAGAGUGAUAUUAGACUCCUAGGAGUCAGGAAACCAAGGAUAUGGUCUGUUUUAUAAGUACUUAGAUGUGUGACCUUGAAAUAAUCAUUUAACAUCUUUGGGUUGCAAUUUCUUCAGAUGACAGGUCUAGGCAUUAAUUGGAUCAAGUCUCUUGGCUUUGAUUCUGUUGAGUACUGACAUGUCCUACUGAUAAUCACCACCACCAUGUGAAGGGUAGCUGACAGUCUAAUAUUUUAUUACCUUUUCAGUAAUAUUCUGAAUGUUUUCAUCCUACUGUUUUUCUGGAAAUAAAGAUUGUAAGAUAUUUCUGCUUAAAUAUUCUUUAGAUUCUGAAAGUAAUCCGUUGAAGCCACAUGCUUAUCUGUUUUAUAGUCUAAUACUAAAGACAGGGAUUAAUACUAUAAAGAUAAUUAAACCACCACUCAACAGUGGUCUAAUUUUCCAUGCCAAUUGAACAACGCAUUUUCCUUUGUCCAGAACUGUAGACAUUAAUCAGUGAGGCAGCUUAAUUACCCACUCUUUCCUUAGUGUUUGUUUUCCCUGCAGUGUUAUGGUAUCUUUGGGAACAAUAUAAUUUCUGUUAAUUAAAGCAGUUGUCGGAACUUUGUGUUGAAAUAGGUCUAUGCUUUCUUGAAAAAUUUUAUUAAUAUGUGUUAGCUUACUAAAUUUCAGGCUUAAUGAUUUAUAAUAGUUUUCAAGCACAUUCUCAAAACAAGCUUUAUACUCUUUUGUACAUGCUUAGAAACAUGUUUAAAGAGAUAGUACUAUAUGAUCCAUUAAAAGAAUAUUUAUUUUUGAAAUUUUUAUAAUUUUAGUGUAUUUACUAAAUAUAGUUAAAUAUAUGGGACUUGGUAAAUAUUCUUUUUUUAACCAAACAUUAGUUUUAGCAUGUCUUUUGUUUAGUAGUUGUUUAUUCAUUGCUUAUUUGUGCAUUUUGCUAAUGUGAAUAUGCAAGUAAAUAUUUAUCUGUUGACUAACAGUGGACCUUGUACAUUGAUUAGUAGGAGAAUAAUAAUUUGAUUUAGUUUUGCUUUAUUUUAAAAUAUUAACAAAGCAUUAUUGAGAACUUUUUAUUUUGAUACAGGUUCAAACUUACAGAAAACUUAAAAAAAAUAGUAAAAGUAGCUCACUCCUGUAAACUUAUAAGAAAAUACAGUGGUGGGGUGCUUAGGUGGCUCAGUCAGUUAAGAGUCCAGUCUCAGCAUAGGUCUUGAUCUUAGGGUCUUGAGUUUAUGCCCCAUGUUGGGUUCCAUGUUGGGCAUGGAGCCCAUAUAAGGAAAAAAAAUAUGGUAAAUAACAACUGUAAGCUCUUUAGCUAGAGUGACCAAUUGUUUACUUUUCUUUUUUUCUCAAGUUUUUAUUUAAAUUCCUGCUGGUUAACAUACAGUGUAGUAUUAAUUUCAGGUGAAGAAUUUAGUGAUUCAGCACUUCCAUACAACACGUUGUUCUCAUCACAAGUGCCAUUCUCAUCACAAGUGCCCUCCUUAAUCCCCAUUACCUAUUUAACCCAACCCCCACUUUUGAUAUAUUUACUUUUUGUCCCAUUUAUUUUUAUUAUUCUGUCAGUCUGUCAGUAUGUAUUUCUUUAACUCAUUUGAAAAUAUGGUGCAAACAACAUUUUUUCCCUACAUACUUCAGUAGGUAACUAAGAACAAAGACAUUCUCUUACAUUACCACAGUACAUUUAUCAAAGUGAGAAUUUAAUAAUAAUACCAUACUAUGUAAAUGGCAGUUCCAAUUCAGAUGGUGAUAAUUUGUCCAAUUUUGUACUUUAUAGAAGGUAUUUUUUUCCUCUUCUAGAAUCCAUCCAGGAUCGUGCAGUAUAUUUAGUUGUAAUGUGUCUUUUCUCGCUGUCUCUUUUUUUAAAUAUUUUAUUUAUUUUUGAGAGAGAGUGCAAGCAGGGGAGGGGCAGAGAAGGGGGUGGGGCAGAGGAUCCUAAGUGGGCUCUGUGCUGACAGCAGUGAGCCAGACAUGGGGCUUGAUCUCACCUAACAUGAGAUCAUUAACAGAUGCUCAACUGACUGAGCCACCCAGGCAUCUGUAGUUGUACUGUCUCAUUAUUGUCCUUUAAUAUAGAAUAGUUCUUCAGCUUUUCUUUGUUUUUAUUGACCUUGACAUUUUCAAAGAGUACAGACCAAUGAUUUUAUAGAAUGUCUGUGAAUUUAGGUUGUCUGAUGAUUAGUUUUGGGUUAUGCAUUUUUAGCAGGACUAUCACAGAAGUGAUGUCAGAUUCUUCCCAGUGUAAUACAUCAACGACAUGAUGUUUGUCUCAACAUUGGUGAUUUUAAUUUGGAUCACUUGGUUAACGUGAUAGGUGUCAGAUCUUUUGUAAAAUUACUGUUUGUCCCUUUGUAGGUAAUUUGUAGAGAGAUGCUUUGAGACUAUGUAAAUAUCCAUUUUUUUAAGCUAAACACUAGUUUUAGCAUCCAUUGGUAAUUAAUAAUUGCAUCAUAACUUUCUUAUUUAUUGGUUAACAUUCUGUAGUAAGGAGAGUUUUCUUCUCUAUUUUUUUUACUGGUUUAUGUUAAUAGGAUGGUCUUGCAUAUUUUCUUAUAUAAUAGAUUACAAUGCAUUGCUAUCAUUAAUUUUUUUGAUGUCCAAAUGUCUCAGAUUUGGGUAAUGGGAGCCCCUUCGGUGAGUACUUCCCUACUGAUGUAACAAAAUGAUUUAGGUUUAUCUUGUAGUUGUCCUGCUUUGGCCCUGGAAUCAGCAGUUUCUCCCAAGGAUUCUGGUUCCCUUUAUUGGAUGAUGGUACUUAGAAGUUAGGUAUGCUCAUUGCCACUUAUGUAAUAUUACGUGUAGCCUCUCUCAUUGUGUACAGAGCUAGGAAACACACACUCACAAUCUAUCGGAUACAUACAUCUGCCUGUGUAUCUGUCCAUCAUAUAUGUCAUAUAUAUGUUUAUUAAAAACUCUGAGUUCAUCUUUUAUGAAGAGGAUUUUCAGAGUUUUUGCUCAUUUUUUAAAAAUCGGGUUACUUAAGUUGAAAUAUUAUGUUUUUGAUAUAAAGUCCUUUGUCAGAUAAAUCUAUUGAGAAUAUUUUCUGCCAGUGUAUGGUUGCCUAUUUAUUUUCAUUUGAUGAGAAAGUUUCAAUUUUGAUGAAGUCUAAAAAUAUCAGGUUUUUCAAUGUAUGGUUAUUGUUUGCCAUGUUGGAGAAGAACUCUAUGUGAAGAGAUGCCCUCUUAUUUUAUCUUCUUUAUUGUUUAUAAUUUUAUGUUUAGAUGUGAUCCAUCUUGAAUUAAUUUUU